UGUAGUUUCAUAAAAACUUUGGAAUAACUUUCAAACUUUUUGAAAUAAUCAAAAUUAGCUGGUUUCAUUUUCGUAAACAUGCACAUAAACCCAAUAAUUCGAUCUAUUCUCAACCAUUUCAGAGGUCGCACCAUCAGAAAUUAUCUGGUUGUCUUGCCCGAUCACAGUCGCAUAGAUAAACAGCUAAAGCUGGAGGAUCUGCGAAGUGAACGUGGAGUCUUGGAUCUGCGAUCCCAUGAGCUGGCACUCCAGCAAAAGCGCGUUGAGGCCAAUCUAACCGAUCUGACGCGCUGCAUCAGGGGCAUGGAGUUCGAUGCGAAGGUGCAUUCCAAUCCCGGGAGGAAGGAGAGGAAGCAGGCCCCGCUAAGUGAUAAGAAAUCACCCAAAGUUGGUGAUUUCAGCGAAUAG
Drosophila santomea is the source of this 408-nucleotide messenger RNA. RefSeq lists its product as uncharacterized. Bases 79 to 408 code for a protein of 109 amino acids. NCBI's taxonomy places the organism in Eukaryota, Metazoa, Arthropoda, Insecta, Diptera, Drosophilidae. The record is from RefSeq and is a predicted model, not a curated record. The transcript is spliced from 3 exons.